Messenger RNA from Serpula lacrymans var. lacrymans S7.9, 4812 nucleotides. RefSeq lists its product as uncharacterized. The record is from RefSeq and is a predicted model, not a curated record. Gene Ontology annotation, cellular component: mediator complex. NCBI's taxonomy places the organism in Eukaryota, Fungi, Basidiomycota, Agaricomycetes, Boletales, Serpulaceae. The transcript is spliced from 18 exons. Gene Ontology annotation, molecular function: transcription coregulator activity. Bases 1 to 4812 code for a protein of 1603 amino acids. Gene Ontology annotation, biological process: regulation of transcription by RNA polymerase II.
AUGCGAGAAGGUAAGAAGGAUAAGGAGCCGCUACCGAUAUAUGAGUCACAUCCCCCUCAAUGGCUUCCAAGGACACAUAAGUCAGCAGACGUCGGGUAUCCUGGAUUCUAUCCUCCUAGACCUGGCCAAGAUGAAGACAUCCUAUCAGAAGCGAAUGUGAAAAAUGGAUUUGUGUUGGCUGCGUCAGUCCAGUCCGAAUAUUCGACCACUACAGAUACAAUCAAGCAGGAUGUUACCAAAAACAUUUUUGACGAGAACGCGGUAAUGGACUUAGAAAAUCUGAUGAACGAAAUCUUCUCCAGGCGUGUAGAAAAUAUACCCCUCAUACCACCUUCAACGUUCAAAAUUCCUUCCAGAGUAACUGCAAACGACGCCAAGCGUCAAGCAUGGUUCGCUGACCUCGCUAACCCCGAUGUGCCACUUUAUAAGUUAGGAAAAAGUGUACCGCAUGGCGCCAAAGGACAUGAUCUCCUAGAUUUACUUCACACAAACAAUGUAGCCAUUCAUAGGGCUGUUUGGUUCCUCCGUGUUUUUGGCGCUAAUGAAACGGCUGGCCUACGUAACAAGCCAUCGUACAAUCCAACGCAGUAUAGUGUCGACUGGGCGAUUGUGGUGACGAGUUACUUGAAGAAACAACUAGCUGACAUCGCAUUGCCGAGUGCUCCACGACCCGGUUUGAACAUCAAGCAGACAUUCAAAGGCGUAUUGUCAGAUGCUGACACAAAAGAACGCUGGAUUUCGCGUUUCACUUACUGUCUCAAACUAUUGAAGACUUUUUAUUCUGAAGGAUUAGUCGAUAAUCGAAUAUUUCUAGUUUGGCUCGUACAGCAAAUGUCCUCCUGCAACCUCGCUCAAGCCGGUUUCGUCGCUCGACUCGCCGACGAAUAUCUGGAUGGUUUGCUUGGCAAUCGAGCUUUGGCCCGACCCUUUGUUGAAGCCUGUCUCACAAAGCUAUCAGAGAUCCACACCACUUUUGCUCAAAAUCAUCUUAUGGACCUGGAAGGACUUUUAAAGACCCUUUUGCAACGAAUAUGUAUGACACUCUCGGAUGCCUUCGUUAGUCCAAGCGUGUGGACAGCACACUCCUCUCUCAUAACAGAAGCUUUGUCAUCCAACCUCGCUGGGCAGCCUGGAGGCGAUCAACUACAAAGUCACAAAGAUGUUUUAUCUAUUCUUCUCGACAACUUGACCGACAUAAAGCGUCGUAAUGAAGCAAUGCUCUUCCGCAAUCUUCCACCUCGCGCUCUGGCGCGAAUGGGAUCUGUUGUUGCCGACAUCCAGGUUCUCAAUUCCAUAUCCAGCACUACAGAUCUUGAGAGCGUGGCCUUCUUCGAUGAUGCAUCCGACGCCGCCUCCACAUUUGGAGAGAAGCUCGACAUACUGCUCACUUGGAGUGUCACUCCGCUUCAGUACGGCGAACAUCGGCCUUAUGCUGCCAUUACCCUUCUUCGCCGCUGGCGUGAGCGUAAUGGAAAUCGCGCUAUUCGACGAGACGUCUCUUCUCCUGAAGCUUUCCUGCAAGAUCAACUCUUUGACUGGCUUGAUUCAUCCGAUAUAGCUGGUGAGCCAGGGAACUUGAGGUCAGUAGCAGUACUCUUCGGAAAGUUUGUCAAACACGAGUUGUUCUCGUAUGCAAAUUACGUGACGCGGCUAAUAGCUCGUGGUGAACCUUCGCUGUCCUACACGCAGGAGCCUGGAUCCCGUCAUCGUGACUUCCUCCGAUGGAUUCCCAUACAUGAACUCACGCCGUCACUAGUCAACCAACGCAAAGUCACUCUUCAUGGUGCGAGGGCCCGAGAGACCCCAGAAGAUCUCAGCGAACGUGAAAUUCGUCGCGAGAUUAGAGCCGUCCUUCCCAUUGUGUUUGGAGGAGUCUCCCAUCCGCAAUUUGACUCCAUAGCCGCUUUUCGGGAAAGUUGUCCGACUUUACUCGUUGCGCCUCGCUUUGAGCAGGUGAGAACUUACAAGCAGUGGUUUUUGCCCAAUUUUCGCAAUCACGCGCAAGGAUCUGUCAACCAAGAAAAUCUCCUCAAAUCAUAUUGUACGGCAGUAGAGCUCUUGGACAUGACAAAAUGUUUCGGAUCCAUGUUAGAGCUUAGUCUUAUUAUAUUGGAACACGCAUCAAGUGUAGACUUAUUGACAGCAGUCAACGAAACAUUUCACAGAUUCGCGACCAUCUGGACAUCCAUGAAUGUCACUGGCACCAUCACUGCUGCACUGCAUGCCGCCCAUCUAGUGUGGAGAACCCGUGGAAUACAGAUGCGGUCAUUACUCGCCUUGUUGGUAGAAAUGGACAACGGCAGGCAUUUAGAUGUGACGUCUCGAGAGCAUGUGGCUGCUGACAUCGCCUCUUUUACGCAUGCUCUCAAUCCUGAGACAGACCAUCCGAAUCCAGUUCCUUCCCGCCUCCCUGAGAUCCUCCUUCUUGCAGAGGAUCCAAAUCCAGAGGGUCCUUCGAUACUUGCCAACAGCCUUUGGUACAAAUACCGGACAGCCUUUGAUUGGGCCUGGAAGGUCUGGGAUAACACUGUCGCAAGCCUUCGCCUAAUUCCAAAUAUGACCAAUGAGACGACAAACCGACAUUCUAUCGCUCUUCGAUAUGGCCAUUUUCUUUUGCAUAUCGACAAGCAUCUUCCAGGGGGUUUCGAUGACCAGGUACUCCAGUGGUUUUUAGGUACUGGCAAGAACGAGGUGUCUGGGCUAUGCGCCGAGGCGUGGGACGUCCUAACAGUGGUCUUACUUUAUCUCUGUAUCCAGGGUGCUUUAUCAACGACCUCAAUUCUGAGAGGCCUCGUCUAUCCUGCAUGGCAGCUCGCUGCCAAUGUAAGUUCAGACCAUGAAGCUCAAUCACUACGCAGAUACUUAGAAGCUGCAAAUCGUCUUUUUGACUUGCUUCUACUACAGGAGGGUGGCAGCAUCACGAGCACAUUACCUGUCGAGCUUUUAGAUUUACAACGAAUUCGCACCCGAAGGCAGGAUGUAUUCCGGGAACCCCAUUUCUCACUAUUUGUCAGCAACAUCCCCACUCUCGUAUUUAUCGAAAAAAACAUGGUCCUUUCCGAUGACUUUCGUCAACUAGCGGCUUCAUUGCGAUGUUCGGCAUGUGAGAAUGAUGACUUCAGACAGUCAUGUUAUCGGAAUUUAGAGAUUGUUCGUGCGAGUUUUGAACACCCAUUGCAGUCGGACGCGAUAGCGGAACCUCUGUGUGAACCGUUGGUGAAUGCUCUCAAUCGCGAUAUGUCUACGGUGCUAAGUCCUUGGAGGCUCGCUGCGACUGCCAUCCAAAUGCAGUUUGCUCUUAGACAACUAGGGCGUGCACUAGGUAAUGAGCUGACUAGUAAUGCGGCAGGCGAGUCUCUCGACAAGAUGACAUCAACACUGUUCCAUCACUCUAUGACUUCUGAAGAAGCUUACUUUAUUGCUGAAAUGGCAAAAGGUGUUGACGGACCAGUCGCUGUUAAGUUCAUAAACAACGGUUUUCAAUACAUCAUCGAAGUCUUCAGCAAUAUCCCUCAGCCAGCUCAAUCCGCCGUCCUGUUAGACCGUGUUGAAAGAGCUGGCGAAGUGGUUCGAGUUCUAUCGCAUGUUGCUGAGCCACUACGGGAGGCCGCUCGAUUCGCACAUCUACAGGUCGAUAUUCCAACGCAAGAAAUGCUGGUCACUGUUAUAUAUGGAAUGUUUAACACUGUGGAAUCAUUGUUGACUAGCGCAGCGGACGACUCAGAGACGGCAUCACAAGCAACUCAUACACUGGUUUUUCUCGCUCGUCUCUUGCAAUUUGAUCUUGGUUUUGCCGGGAUGUGGACCUCGAAGUUUCGAGAAGCUGCAAGUAAUUUAUGUACAACUUUAUUUCGCCUUGUCUUGCUUCAUGCCUCAGGUCCAUUUUUUGGUCUUGUAGCGUAUCCUUUACUAUUGGAUACUUUGUUUUAUCUCAUCGACGAGCUCUCAACGCAAGCGAAAAGUGGAACUCUCGAUUAUUUUAGAUAUUAUCCCAAUCUUACCGAGUCUGAUUUAUCACACGACAUACCUAUUGAGUACCGACAACAACUUUGCACCUUACUCCCACAACUCCCGGCCAAUCCAGUCGUGAUCAACCUUUCGAACGCCUAUCGUGACCCCUCUGGCCACCUUGUUCACGGGUCACCUGUCUUAAAUAGACCCUGGGAAUGGACCGAAAAUUUAGGUGAACCUGCUGCACCUAUGAACUCCGACGAAGAACACAAGGAGAGGGAGGAACAGGUGAAAAACUCUGCCUCGCUCUCGCUCGAACUCUUCGCUGCGCGCCACGCAGGUGGACGUAUUAUCCGCAGCUCCGGGGUUGUAGAGGAGCCGCGUACAGAAAGUGACAUUCGAUUGUUCGAGGAUAAUGUGUCGUCGGAGAGCAUAUAUCGACGAGACUGGAGGGAAAGCCGCUUAGAGUUCCAACGGGAACUUAAAGCCAGUGGGAAUGUUUUCAAAGGAGAGGAGGGGGACGAGGUCGGGGCACUGCAUGUAUUCGCGACGCAGGGAAGGGCGCCAUCACGUAGGACUUCUCCCGCCUCAUCAGUCAAAUCUCGUGGUUCUGCUCAUGGUUCACUGCGACAAAGUCCUGGGCAGCUGUCUUAUCACCGCGCCUCCACAUCCACAAUGAGUGAGUCCAUCGAAGUGGACAGUGCUGGUACUUCGAGCUCAAUCGUCAAGAUAUCCCACAAACGGAAGGUUUCAACUGAUGAUGAGGUCGAGAUUAUAGAGGGUCCGUUGCCCAAUACUUCACGCAUGAAAAAAGCCAAAGUCAAGACAGCCACAACCAAAGCUAAAACAAAAAAACGAUGA